UGUAGGAGCAUGGGCCGUAAAAGUUGUUAAGAAAAAAUAAAAAUGAAACCAACCAACACUAAACCAUAAAACACAGUUGUAGGUAAGUGACGUUAGAUUCAGUGAGAGAAGUAGUUGAAACCUCCGCCAUCUUUCGAUGAACUCGAGGAAACAUCCUUUCUAUUUCUCUUAAACAAAAACAACACAAAUUCACAUUCCUCAUUUCAAUCCAAUCCCCCAUUUUCACCUUCAACAAUGUCUCACCUUCUUCGAACUCCGUUCCUCCAUUCCUCCACCGCCCUCCGCCGCACUCCCACUUCACUCCACCGCACUUCAACCUCCACCAACAACUUCGUCGUCCGUGCCAAGAUCCGAGAGAUUUUCAUGCCUGCACUUAGCUCCACUAUGACCGAGGGCAAAAUCGUCUCGUGGAUCAAAUCCGAAGGCGACAAACUCUCCAAAGGCGAUAGCGUUGUCGUCGUUGAAUCCGACAAGGCUGACAUGGAUGUCGAGACUUUCUAUGAUGGUAUCCUCGCUGCUAUUGUUGUUGAAGAAGGUGGCGUCGCUGCCGUUGGAUCUCCCAUCGCGUUUCUCGCUGAGACUGAAGAAGAAAUCGAACAAGCCAGGUCUAAAGCCCUCUCUUCUUCUUCUUCAUCUUCAUCCUCUUCACCAUCUUCUUCUACUCCGGCGCCUGCACCCGCACCUGCACCCGCACCUGUAGAAUCUCAACCGAAGAAAGCUGUUGCAGCGGCGGUUGUGUCUAAACAUCCGGCGUCAGAGGGAGGGAAGAGAAUAGUAGCAUCUCCUUUUGCAAAGAAAUUGGCUAAGGAAUUGAAGGUGGAGUUAGGGCUAAUUGUUGGGACUGGGCCUUCAGGGAGGAUUGUGGCUAAAGAUGUUGAGGCAUUUGCAGCUUCAGAAGGUUCUUCUGCUAGUGUUGCUGCGGCGGCGACAGAGCCGGCGAAGACUACAGCUUCAGGUGUUGAAUUGGGAACUGUGGUGCCGUUUACGACAAUGCAGAAUGCUGUGAGUAGGAACAUGGCGGAGAGUUUGGUUGUUCCCACUUUCAGAGUUGGUUACACUUUCACCACUGAUGCACUUGAUGCUCUCUACAAGAAGAUUAAAUCAAAGGGAGUUACUAUGACCGCAUUGCUUGCAAAAGCUACAGCACUCGCGCUGGCUAAACACCCUGUUAUAAACUCUAGUUGUAGGGAUGGUAAUAGCUUUACUUACAAUAGCAGCAUCAACAUUGCAGUUGCUGUGGCUAUAGAUGGCGGACUUAUUACUCCAGUGCUUCAGGAUGCUGAUAAGGUUGAUGUCUAUUCUUUGUCAAGAAAGUGGAAGGAGUUGGUUGAUAAGGCCCGAGCUAAGCAGUUGCAGCCUCAUGAAUACACCACAGGUACUUUCACCCUUUCCAACCUGGGAAUGUUUGGCGUUGAUCGGUUCGAUGCUAUUCUGCCUCCUGGAACUGGAGCAAUUAUGGCAGUUGGAUCAUCACAGCCAACUGUUGUGGCUACCAAGGAUGGUCGCAUUGGAUUGAAGAACCAAAUGCAGGUCAAUGUUACGGCAGAUCAUCGAGUAAUCUACGGUUCCGAUCUAGCUCUGUUCUUGCAAACCCUGUCACAGAUCAUUGAAGACCCUAAAGAUCUUACUUUCUAGUCUCAUUUUUCUGUAUUCUAAUACUGCAUACGCAAGAGCAAAAGAACUUAUGAUUCCUCUCGUCGUGGAUUACGUACUUUUAAUCGUUGAGAAGCACAAACUGAGAAGCCAAAUUACUCUAUCCACUCAGGAUUGUGCAAAGAGCAGGAGCCAAGUUUUGAAUAGGAAAGUUGAGUUCUAGUUUCUUAAAUGAGAUUGAGUCAAAUAUGCCAUUUUUCUUUUUUCAUUUUUCGGUAGUACUGUCUGGUUAUAAUUUUUUUUGGUUGCUCAUUAUUGUCUGAAUAAUGUCAAUUAUUUAUGUGAGAAUAUGAAACAUGUUUUA
Lathyrus oleraceus (garden pea) is the source of this 1957-nucleotide messenger RNA. Its product is annotated as dihydrolipoyllysine-residue acetyltransferase component 5 of pyruvate dehydrogenase complex, chloroplastic. Gene Ontology annotation, cellular component: chloroplast thylakoid; chloroplast envelope; pyruvate dehydrogenase complex. Gene Ontology annotation, biological process: pyruvate decarboxylation to acetyl-CoA. The transcript is spliced from 6 exons. The coding region runs from base 235 to 1635 and encodes 466 amino acids. NCBI's taxonomy places the organism in Eukaryota, Viridiplantae, Streptophyta, Magnoliopsida, Fabales, Fabaceae. The record is from RefSeq and is a predicted model, not a curated record. Gene Ontology annotation, molecular function: dihydrolipoyllysine-residue acetyltransferase activity.